UUCAAUUCGAGUAGUAAACAGAAAUAUACCUAUGAGUUUUUAACAAAUUAUGGAACGUAUUCUUUCUGGUAUAGCGAAAAUAAAUUUUCAACAAAAUUGUGAAGAUAUUUUGGUUGAAAGUCGUUUGGGUAACAUGGCCGAUCAAUUGCAAGAGAUGUCCAGAACCGUAGAUACAAACGACAAGUGUAAGAAGAACGAUAAUACCACAGAGAGUGAUAUAGAAUCAGAUUUGAACAGUUCCGGCGAAACCAACUUAUUUGGUGAUGAUGAUGCAGAUAGCAGCAGCAGCACUAGCAUAGCCGGUGGCAGUCUUUCACAGCGUCGCAAUUUGCCGCGUCGUGCUUGCAAAGAAAAUAGCUUAAAACUAAAACGACGUUCGAUUGUGAAACCAAAACGCCACAGCUCCUCAAUGACAUGUGAUUUCUCUAUGCUCCGUCCAGCUGAUAUACGUAAAAUUUACUGCAAUAAAAAACUGAAAAGUUUCCGACCCACUUGCUUGGAGACAAUUUUUGAAGACCCACAGCCUGAACCGCGCCGCGGCAAUGAUGCUGUUGCAGCCUGCAAUAGUGCAUUACGUUUAAUUGGUUUACGUAAAAUACGACGUUCGUUAUCCUGUUCAGAUGGUUUGAAUACCAAUAAAGCUUUAAUAAAACAGAGACGUGCUAAAAUAAAAAAAGCCUUUGGACGACGAAGUGCUUGCAAAAAGAUAUCAUUACAUGAUUUCAUCGAUCGUUUGAAUAAAAGUUUCGGCGACGAAGCCGACGUAGAAGAUGCCGAUCUGGAGACUGAUGACAAUAAUCCACAGGAUGUAUCAAUGGAGGCAGAAAUGUGCGUUGUAGCGGCAGAUUCUUCGCUGUCUGCAGAAGCGACCCCAACAAAGACUGAUUUCGCAAUGCAACUGGGAACGGAUUUAGUUGAUGCAAAUCAGUAUAGCAAUCCAAAGGUUGAUAGGGAGGCGUUAUAUCUUGUGUCAAAUAAUUGUGGAACUCUGUCAUAUUCUUCAGAUACCGCAGAUACUAGUUUGAGUACUGCAUAAGUGAAUCAUAAUUAUUUAGAAGUUAUACG
Messenger RNA from Bactrocera tryoni, 1065 nucleotides. Its product is annotated as protein tantalus. The record is from RefSeq and is a predicted model, not a curated record. The transcript has 2 exons. NCBI's taxonomy places the organism in Eukaryota, Metazoa, Arthropoda, Insecta, Diptera, Tephritidae. The coding region runs from base 50 to 1036 and encodes 328 amino acids.